GCAGGCUGGAACGGGCGUAUUGGGCUUGCUGAUGCUGACAGUUGGAGGUGGGCAUGCUUGGAGGAGUAAGGUGAGGUUGUGGUCUGCGGUUAGGCUAGGUGGCAUGGCGUUGGUUCCCAUAGUGGGGAUUUUGAUCAUGAGCAAUGUGAACACCCGAAUGGUCUUCGAUGUCCUUGAAGAAGCCCGCGCCUCUCGUGGUUGGGGCAUGAGCCUCUAUAACACUUCUCUGGCCAAGAAUGUCUCCGCCGUCGCCGACCAACUCGUUCAAGCAGAUUUAGCCAUGUUUCUCUCCGAAAGAAGCCGUUCAGUUGACAUUACACCCAUGAAAUUACGCUCGAUUCCCUGCUCCCACUUCCCUGGAACGCCCAACACGCAAAACUGCAGACGGGCCUACUUCGUUCCUGGGGGUGUGGAAUUAGCCGCUGCGCCAACGGAUAACGAGUCGAACCACAACAAGACCGAUGUGAUUCUUGCAAGGAGUCAGCGGGGCUACAUCUUCGACUUCAUAGAGGGGCCUGCGAUGAACGAAGAAUGGCAUUUCGAAGCAGACACCGACUGUGAGGUGUACGGCUUCCCAUUCGGGGCGUUCCACCUAUGCCUCAAGAAUCCGGCCAACAACACCCUGAAUGCCAGAAUCGUCCACUGUCCCAACGACAUAUCCACCCUCUCCGACUGCCACACAAACAAAACUUGGCACUCCCGCCCCGGCUGGACAACCUCCCUCACCACCACCUUCCGCGACGCCGACGUCGCGUACAGCAAAAUCAACGGCACCAUCCUCUCGCACACCUUCACCUCCCCCGCCCUCGUUGCGCCCGUCUCCGCGAGCGAGAUGCUCGCCGGCUACCGCUCCGCCUUCUCCUCGUUCCCCGACCUCGCCGCGCUGCUCAAUCUCUUCGCCGACUCAAAGGCCACGAAUCUCUUCUCGCUGUACGUCUACCCCGCCAUGAUCUGGGCGAACUUGAAGAGCGUAGAAGCGCUCGGCCCGCAGAACCCAGCCGUCGUUACGCGCGCGCAGGAUACGCUGCAGUGUUUGCUGGCGAUCAUGCUGUUUUACUGCCAGCCAUCGCUCUUCGCUCGCGCUCUGGCUCAGUAUGCCGAGAACGCAACGCUGGGUGAUGCGUUCCCGACGCUGAAGGUGUUCGCGGAGGAGCUGAUUCACGAGAGUCCUGCGGAUACGGAGGUCGUUGAGGCGGUAACGAGGUAUCAGUUGCAGGUAGGGCGGGCCACACUCGUGGCGUAUGUGGUGAUUUGUGGAACGGCGCUGGGGGCGUGCUUGGUUGCGCUGGGAUGGGCAGCGUGGGUGGAGGGGACGGGCAAGGUGAGGGUGCCUGAGACGACCCCUUUUCCGGCGUGGGAUGAGAGGGUGAGGUGUCGGGUGGAGUCUGUACGGGAUGGAAGUGGUGUGGAAGAUGGAGAGGUGAUGGGUCUUGAGAAGGGUAUAGAUGGCGGAAAGGGGUUAAGUAGGACUGCGGAAGGGCUGAAAGUAGUUCUUGUGAAGGAAGGGGCCGGACAGGGAGUAGAGGAAAAGCGAUCCGCAUAGUCUGCUUGAGAAUAGUUUGAGACUAUUUUCGUACAGAUAGAGUACGCAGCCAAUAUGAGCGUUAUUUCCA
Mytilinidion resinicola is the source of this 1613-nucleotide messenger RNA. RefSeq lists its product as uncharacterized. The transcript is spliced from 3 exons. NCBI's taxonomy places the organism in Eukaryota, Fungi, Ascomycota, Dothideomycetes, Mytilinidiales, Mytilinidiaceae. The coding region runs from base 137 to 1543 and encodes 468 amino acids. The record is from RefSeq and is a predicted model, not a curated record.